This is a messenger RNA of Zophobas morio, 817 nucleotides long. RefSeq lists its product as uncharacterized. Bases 71 to 817 code for a protein of 248 amino acids. The transcript has 8 exons. Gene Ontology annotation, molecular function: mRNA binding. The record is from RefSeq and is a predicted model, not a curated record. Lineage: Eukaryota; Metazoa; Arthropoda; Insecta; Coleoptera; Tenebrionidae.
CUUUAUGAAACUUCCUUGAAGCGGUUACUUUAUAAUCUGUUGUUUUUAACUUUCGUACAGCGAGAUAAGAAUGGUGUCCCUAGAAGAGGAAUUGGCCACAUUUGAAAGACUUGAACGGGAGCUAUUAUCUAAAUGCAAGCAGGCCCCAAAUACAACUUCUCUUAGUGUUAAUUACACUUCAUCACUUUACCCCUCGUCAACUUUUCCAACCUCUAUCAUUGCGCAAAAAUCUGGAAAUUCAAUCACCUCUCUUCCGGCUUUAAACAAUUCAAGCUCAACUAACGUUUCUCUUACUUUUCAACACCUUCCUCUUUUUCCUAAUAUUGAUGUAUCCGGUCCCACAAUGGUUCUUGGGAGCGACCUAAUUAUGUUACAAAACAAACAGCAAGCAGAAAAGGCAGCUGCCUUGAAAGCCGACGCUGGAAUUUCGAACACUCUUGUUUUAGAAAAGAUUUACGGUGAAGAGCCCACUUUGAGGCAUGCCGGUGGCAAAACUUGGCGUGAUAAAAGUUUGGCUGACUGGAAAUCUGAUGACUUUAGGAUAUUCGUUGGGGAUUUAGGAAACGACGUCUCUGAUGACUUAUUAACGAGAACGUUCCAACAGUAUCCAAGUUUUUUGAAAGCAAAAGUUAUACGGGACAAAAGAUCAGGAAAAACGAAAGGUUACGGGUUUGUAAGUUUUAAAGAUCCUAAAGAUUAUGUUACAGCUAUGCGCGAAUUAAAUGGGAAGUAUUGUGGUAGUCGACCCAUGAAACUUAAAAAGAGUUGUUGGGAACAGAGAAUCCAUAAAAAAGGCCUUAGAAAAACUAAAAAAUAA